UUCUCCCUUAUUGAUUAGUUGCGGAAGUAAAGGAACCCUUCAAGCCUUCCCAUGCUCUCUGUUGACAUGGACAACAAGGGAAAUGGCUGUGUCGGUGUAAAAAAUUCCAUGGAAAAUGGACGGCCUCCCGAUCCUGCAGACUGGGCUGUGACAGACGUCGUCAAUUAUUUCCGAACAGCAGGAUUUGAGGAGCAAGCCAGUGCUUUUCAGGAACAGGAAAUUGAUGGAAAAUCCCUGCUCUUGAUGACGAGAAAUGACGUGUUGACAGGACUUCAGUUAAAAUUGGGGCCUGCUCUGAAAAUCUAUGAGUAUCAUGUAAAGCCUCUUCAGACGAAGCAUUUAAAGAACAGCUCUUCAUAGUAAAAUGAAAUUGAGGUCUCAGUCCUCAAAACAAAAUACACAAUGAUGUAAUUUA
This is a messenger RNA of Phodopus roborovskii (desert hamster), 415 nucleotides long. It is a transcript of the gene Samd13, whose product is annotated as sterile alpha motif domain containing 13. The coding region runs from base 52 to 360 and encodes 102 amino acids. The transcript is spliced from 3 exons. Gene Ontology annotation, molecular function: protein binding. NCBI's taxonomy places the organism in Eukaryota, Metazoa, Chordata, Mammalia, Rodentia, Cricetidae. The record is from RefSeq and is a predicted model, not a curated record.